AAGAGGCUUUUUCGGGCGUCUCGAUCUUUGACGGUCUGGUACGACGUUCCCAUUUAUGCCUAGAUACCCAAUCAUUAAGAUAGAGUUAUCACAUUCUUCAAAUCUCCUCGAUACUUUCGCAAUGAUGCUCUCUUAGCUUUACACUUGGUUGUUUCCUGCUUGUUUCCCUUUGGAAAUAUUCUCACUCUCGUUUUCUAUUGUCUAUUGUCUUUUGUCUUCUGUCCUUCUUUCUUUUACAUUUAAUCCAAAUCGUGUUCGGUAUGAAGUCGUGGUCAUGCAAUUUUUGAGCAGGUUUCUCACUGAUGCGCAAAUGGCAUGGUUAACAUCUUCCAUCAAUUGUUGUGCGGCGGGGGACGAAGUGGAGAGCUGUGAACCAGAGAAAUCAAUGCGAAUAAUAAAUGGACAGCCCCAAUUAAUAUCUCCCCCAUUGUCACAAUCUCCAGAAAGGCCACCAACAGCAUCUGCUUUUGAAAGACCAGAUACUCGAGGAAAGGAGCGAGCGAGAACUCGAUCGAGGACGUCAAGUCGUGGAAGCAGCUUUACUUUGAAAAGAAAUGCAUCAUCUCGUGCUUCCAAUCGAAUGGUGAUUAGUGCGCCAUAUAACUUCCAACAUCAUACGGAAACGAGUUAUGUGAGAGAGCCCGAACGAGUCGUACUUCGAAAAGAACCGAGAUUGCGACCGUUGGAAUUGAGUAUAUACUUACCAGGAAAUCGAUUAUCACCACUGCCUGAAUUUGGACCUCACUUCAAUGAAGACAAGACGAAUCGUCCUUUAGUUCAUAUGAGAAGCGAGUCAGCGUUGGAAUUUAGGGUACCUAGAAAGCCAGUCCUAUCGACAGUCAUGGAAAGGAGAUCAAUGAACACUGAGGAGUUGUUGAAUGCUUUGUCAAAUGAUUUGCCUCACGAACGUCCUACACGAUUGAGAGCAAAUACAGAACCACUUGCGUAUGAGAGAGUCAAGUCCGCGUUACUAGAGAAUAUGGAAUUGGACAAAAAGUUAAAAGAACUUGAUGAUGCUAUCGAGAGACGAAGUAUUUAUCUACCCAGUCGACCGGUAAGUCGUGCAAGCCGAGCCGAAAGCCGACAAGAAAGACGCGAGAGUAUAUACUCGGAGUUCACAGAACCCAUGCCAGCCAUCACCGAGCUGCCACUCCACCAUAUCGAUCAUCGUCCUCAAACCGCACCCUCUCGUCCUCGUCGCAUGAAGUCCCUAGACUCUUCUCUGCACGCACCCAAGCUUCUUAAAGAGCGUCCGUUACCUCCCCCUCUCCCAUUAGUCCUCCAAACACCUCAAAUUAUAAAUCAAAGAAAAUCUCUAUCGCGGGUCUCUUCCUGGUUAUUCCCAUCUGGUUCGGAACAGCAACACUCCCGCCACAUGUCCCUCGAUUCCGUUACCAACACUCCCAGACCCGUAACAUCUAGAGAUGGCUUUUAUCAAUGCAUUGAAGUCAAAGAAGUUCAUAAUCCACACAGUGUUAGUAGUGUGAGUAGUAUCAGGAGUGAAGUUGACGGCAAUGAAGAUUACGAAGCGACGAGUUGGAGUGAUAGUCCAAGUCUGGGAUAUGGGCCUAGAUAUGCGCGUGGAUUGGGGUAUGAAGUGAGAAUCGGUGCGGAUAGUAAGGGGUUGCAGGUAGCGCCACCAAGUAGAGAUGGAGCGAGAACAUUCGGUGGAAGUGAAAAGGGUGAGGAGGCAAGAUGGAGUAUGGCUUAUGGAUAUGGAAAAGAUAGUGUCGGAGUCGCAAUUUGAGAAAUCGAGAGAUUUCUUGAGUUGUAUUGUAUAAAUAUUAAAUGGUUGGCGGGAAAGGAAAGGAAAGGAGAUUGGGAUAUGGAGGUCUGGUUGCUCGGUGGUAUACAUGGAUGGAUGGAUGGUACGGUCGGUCGGUCUAUUCGAUCUGGAUGAUUCGGAUACUGGUUCUUCUCAAAGUUUUUUGUAAGGGGGAAAAAGGGUCAGGACACUUCCUUUAUGAUACCACCUAUUGUUAUUUUCGGCGUUGUGAUUUUAGAUAUACAUAUUCAAGAUAUAGUAAUGAGGAUGCGGAUUUAUGUAUACA
Messenger RNA from Botrytis cinerea B05.10, 2051 nucleotides. RefSeq lists its product as hypothetical. The coding region runs from base 275 to 1747 and encodes 490 amino acids. The record is from RefSeq and is a predicted model, not a curated record. The transcript has 3 exons. NCBI's taxonomy places the organism in Eukaryota, Fungi, Ascomycota, Leotiomycetes, Helotiales, Sclerotiniaceae.